Molecule: messenger RNA, 1888 nt
Organism: Ricinus communis (castor bean)
Lineage: Eukaryota; Viridiplantae; Streptophyta; Magnoliopsida; Malpighiales; Euphorbiaceae
Product: putative threonine aspartase
Exons: 11
Coding region: 224-1540 (438 amino acids)
Biological process (GO): protein maturation
Molecular function (GO): threonine-type endopeptidase activity
Source: RefSeq, a predicted model, not a curated record
UGAGAUAUAAAAUAAUCCUUUCUCAAAAAAAAAAAAAAAAAAAUUUAUAUAAAAUAAUCCAUUUACGAAAACAAUUAAAAGGAAAAAACAAAAUUUUGGUUAAUAAGAACCGCGCGUCGCUUUGUAUUUAAAACAAGCACACGGGUUCAGUUGUUACUAUUUCAAAACAUUUUGGCUGCAGUCGACUCAAACAAGCACUCUCUUUUAACUCCAAAAGAAAAUCAUGUCUUGCCAGACGGAGGAUCAAAACCCUAGGUUCUUCAUUGCCGUCCAUGUCGGCGCGGGUUAUCACGCGCCAUCCAGCGAAAAACCACUCAGGUCCGCCAUGAAACGCGCUUGUCUCGCUGCUGCUUCUAUUCUUCGCAAAGGUUCUGGUGGAUGUCUGGAUGCAGUCACAGCUGCCAUUCAGGUUUUAGAGGAUGAUCCUUGGACAAAUGCAGGCAGAGGAUCUAAUUUGACAGAAGAUGGUGUUGUGGAGGGUGAUGCUAGUAUUAUGGAUGGUCACUCGGGAGCAUUUGGAGCUGUUGGAGCAGUGCCAGGUGUCCGAAAUGCCAUCCAGAUUGCUGCCUUAUUAGCCAAGGAGCAAAUGAUGGGUUCUUCAUUGUUGGGUCGAAUAUCUCCUAUGUUCUUGGUAGGUGAAGGUGCCCGUGUAUGGGCAAAAUCCAAAGGCAUUGAUUUGCCAGAAACUAUAGAAGAGGCUAAUAAGUGGCUGGUGACAGAAAGGGCAAAAGCACAGUGGAAAAGGUUCAAAGAGAUGCUGAUGAAUGCCACCACUGAGAAUGAUAUUCCUAAUGAGAGACUUAGUUGUAACUCUCAAGAGACUUCAAAAGUAUUAGAAUUAGAAGCUCAAUUAGGCAAUCCUUCAGAAGGGAAUGGUGGUGGUCAAUGUACUCCAAGUACAUUCGAGGAGAAUUGUAUCAGAGACACUGUUGGCGUUAUUUGUGUUGAUUCUGAAGGACAAAUAGCAUCUGGCAGCUCCAGUGGUGGUAUAGCACUGAAGGUCAGUGGCCGUGUGGGGUUGGCCGCAAUGUAUGGUUCAGGUUGUUGGGCUUCUUCAAAAGGUCUCUUUGGGGCUCCACUCAUUGUUGGAUGUUGUGUUUCUGGUGCAGGAGAGUCUCUAAUAAAAGGAUUUUCAGCCAGAGAGUGCUGUGUUUCAUCAUCAAUUUCUCAGGCUGGUCCUGCCUCUGCUAGCAUGAAAGUGUUAAGUUCUGUUUUGGAUGGCAGUCAAAACAUUAAUGAUAAAAGUGCAGGGAUUUUAGUUGUACAAGCCGAUGCUCCUGUAAAGGCUCCAGGGAAUGCUCCAAAACUAAAAGCAAUAGAGAUUGCAGCCACUUACACGUCCUUGUCUUUUGGGAUAGGGUAUUUUGGGAGCUCCAUGAAACGACCAAAGAAUUACAGAUGUCUCGAUGUCGUUCUUCUUUCAACCUCGUUUGAUUUCUCGAAUAAAAGGAAACUGGAGUAUAAUUUGCUUGCUAAUGUUUUAGGUGUCUGUUCUCCGAAGUACAAAGCAGCAAAGCAAGACACGAAUAGACCAUUUUGAAGCACGAAUUGAUCUUUCUGGGAAAAGUUCUUUGUGAGUGGAAGUAUGGGGUUGUUGGAAUCCAUUUGAGAGCAGGAGAAAGUGUUAUUUAGUAGCUGAUUUUAGCAUUUGUCAAGCGUAUACCUUUAAUAUGUGUUGGAUGAUCAAUAAAUUUGUAAUCGAUUCCUUAUGGACAGAAGGUGUGAAUAACUGAAGUUCAGGUUUUGUAUUUUGAAUAGAAACAGCUAUUUAAGUUGUGGCCAAAAAAUGACAGCGACAGCGUUGAUGGGGAUAAUAAUAGGGACAACAUAUAUUUUCGUCCCUGUACUUAACAACUUUAUUUCAUAUGGUCCUUAUUCAUCUAUUUCA